UUAUUAUUAUUAUUAUUACUGAUGUAUUUCAACUUUUGUAAGACAAUCAAGGGCUUAAAAUAGUAGUCACAUGAUAAGUAAAAACAUGAAAAACGAAAAGUUCGUUAUCGUCGCUGUUCAACAACACACUAAUCACAAGAUGAAAGUAUUCGGUCUUCAUCAUGCUUAUUUGUUAGAUUUUUGGUUUAGAAGCUAAAUCCGAUUAACAGAAAGUCAGUUUACUUAUAUACCGGUGUCAGAUAAAUAUAUUGUAUGCCAAUUCACAACCAAAUGAUGACACAAAGGGUGGUGUUUUCAAUUUUUUAUCGCUUGCUUACCGGCGAGAUAUGCAUUGGCUGUUGCUUAGCGACUGAGCAGUGUGGUCCUCCCACACAGUGGUGAGCUUUGUCUGACAGGUGCGUUAGACGAGCCGAGGGUAAAGAAAUGUCAAUAUGUAAAUAUCGAGACAGAAAACAAACCAACGAGUACAAACAACAGUGUAUGGCAACACAGGGCUGGUAACAGCACAUUAACGCAAAUAAUUAUUAUAGAUGAGACAUUGUUUUAGUUGACGAACAAGUUUGUAGUUAACGCCGAUUUUUUAUACAGUGCAAACGGAGCCCAUUUCUUUGGACUCUUGUCUUGUUUCAAUGCUGUUAUCAUAGCUUGUAUUUUAUUUGUGAUGUAUAAUGGCGACGCCGAAGUUGAUGACUUUAUCAACAACAACAGACAUUCGUCGUGUCCCAUCCAACUGGGAACUGUUGGGGGGUCUAGGGCAACAGAUUCACCAGCUAAAUCAGAAUCUUGGUGUAGGCAAGUGUCCAGGAGGAUUAACAUUACCAAAGCCAAACAGCCUGACGAUGAUGAGGAGAAAAAACAUCCCGACUCUGCGCCUUCAAGACAAAUCCCUUUCAAAAGACAGGGAAUAUCCUAAAACAAACUGUGUCAUAGAAGGAUCUGCUUUUUCCUCUCUUGGACCAAAAGAGGACCAGAAACGGACAACAUUGGAUUCUGAUCACAAGUACUUGAAUGAAGAUUUUCCUGAAAAGCAUUUCCUGUUUGAGAAGUGGAAUGGCGUGCCAGGUCCUCAGUGUGAAAACAAAGCUUUGUCCUUGGAUAUGAGAUUAUUACAAAAAAACUCUGUACCUCGGGAUCCCAGAAGUAUUCAAAGACUUCCAUUACACAAAGAACUCUUUCAGGGUGUGUCUAAACCAUUUGCUUUUGGUUCUUAUGAAGGAUUUCACCUGACUUCUGAGCCAGCAGUUUUCUUACCACCUUGUACCACAGCAAUUAGUGAAAAACAGCAAUUGACUGUGGAUAAACACAAAAACAGAUCAAGCAAUAGAACAUACAGUUUAUACUCAAUUCCUGGUAACCAAAAAUCUUGUGCCUAUGCUGAUCCUGUCAGUGGAGCUUCGACUCCUUUCAUUCAGAGGCUGUCAGAAAUACUUUCACUAGAAUCUGACACUGUGCGACAGGAGAAGACGAAGAAGCUGAAGAAGAACAAGAAACAGGAGUCAUAAACAUGCUGUAUAAAACAUAGAAAACCAUAAGGAGGCUACAAGAUUCUACAGCAGUCAUAACUAUUACUUUGUUUUGCCAAAAUAUGCACUGGUGUUGAUUAAGAUUCUACAACUUUCCAUAUCAGUAUUCAUUAAAGAAGUAUGUUUAUGGGUAA
Messenger RNA from Acipenser ruthenus (sterlet), 1657 nucleotides. RefSeq lists its product as uncharacterized. Bases 669 to 1502 code for a protein of 277 amino acids. The transcript has 7 exons. The record is from RefSeq and is a predicted model, not a curated record. Lineage: Eukaryota; Metazoa; Chordata; Actinopteri; Acipenseriformes; Acipenseridae.